GGUUGUUGUCAUAGAUGUCAUGGAUGCUGUGGCGCGGAAUCCUAUCAGAGCAACAAGUGCUCCCGCGGCUUCGUUUGUUAUUUUAUACAGCUGAGAGUUUAUAGUUCGGACAGUCUUUUUUUAUUACAAAUGUCCUGCUAAUUGAGAAUAAAAUAAGCUGUUCGAACAGAGACGUUUUAGAAGUAUAAGAUACCUUUAAAUUAAACGGACAUUAACGGCAUUGGGGUUUGUUUUGCAGAUGGGACAGACAUGAUAUUGUGCUUGGUUCAUUUGCGACUUUUGUUGGUUUGUUCUAUGCAUACUGUUGUUUUGAAGCAGUUUGGACUUGGCAUCUAAUCUGUUGUAAAUCUAAUGAAAAGAAAUGUCCCCAAACAAGCAAAUUAAGGCCAACUCACAGGUCAAGCGUGGAAAGUUCACAGAACCGAAAACCAUUACGCACUUAAAAUGUGCUCAUGGAUGUUAUUGAUAACAAGCACAAUUAGGUUUUAACAUAACACAACAUAUCAACAGAUGAUAAAUCAAAAGGUAGAACGCUCAGUAUUGAGUUCAUUUCUCGCUUGUUCCUAAUCUAAGGCACUUUAUGGCCAGUUACUCAGCUGAAGGAUUCUAGAUCGAGACUAUUUGUGUUAUUUCAUUAACGAACAGUGCGUCGUGCAAAAACAGGCAACGCGCGCGUAAUGCGUCAUUUGGUGCCUUUUACGCACGAUGCUGUGCGGCAGCGAUGCUUUUGAGCCCGAGGAGGCCUCGCGAAGCAGCUGGCAGGCGAAUAUCGUUAUCGAUGCGUAUUGGACAGAUGGAGCAGCUGUACAUGCGCCUCUGCGGGGGAAUUGAUACGCAUGAUUAAAGUUUGACGUUUGGAACAAGUCGACUUUCAUCCACACGACACAAUCUGGCAUUUAAUGGAUUGUUUUUAUCAUCUAAAUAUCAAUACGUCUUGGCCAAAUGUUUUUUUUUAAAGUAUUUUAACCUUUAUUCCUUACUCUACCUUAAAAGUUAAGUAACCGGAGUGUUAAGCGCGUAAAGCUAUUUCAUAAUGCCACUGGAACGCUAAUUUCUCUGCAACAGGACUCCGGUGUGCAAAACCAACCAGCGGCGUAGUGCGGUUCACAGGAAGUUGGCUGAUUUGGGACGUAAAGUUAGCAGCAUGGUGCGGAUUUAAUGGACAAAACAAGAACACAUUUCGCCCCCGUCUGUGGGUCUGCUCCUGUUUAACAAACAGACAGUGUCUAAUUCACACGCGGGGGUUUAUAUUUCCAGCGCCAGGCCAGUGUUUAUCCAAGAGCGCGCAGAGCAUCAAUCCGAGGUCUGUGCUGCCGCGGCCUCACAUCAUUCCAACACUCCGUCUCCGGGGAGCUUGGAAUAACUGCUAAACCCUAAACAGUCCUCGCCGUUGGAUUUCAACCGCGAGACAAGCGGAGGAGAGCGUGAAGGGGAAGUCAGGAGGGGAAGUGAGACCGGGUGAGUUUGGCGCACGGUUGUGCUUUAGCAGGUAAACUGGGGUCCAAGGUGCGCACUGAGCCGCCUAUGAUACCAAAAACACGGAUGGAAGGAACUUUGAUGUGGAAUCCUCACAGAGUUUUGCAACGGAGGCUGAGAGUAGAGACAGACUGGCAGUUCAUAUUAUAACUUGAGGGACGCCAGAGGGACAGAUCGAACAGAACAAGCGGUCAGCCGACAACUCCAACAACAACAACAACAACACCACCAACAACAGCAAUAGGGACAGGGACACAAGUGCAGGUGCAGCUCAGCAUUUAGGAACAGGCCGAGCAUCCUCUGCGUACCUCAGGGGGGUGGUGGGUGUCUAGGAAGAUGUCCAGAGAGGAGCAGAGCAUGUCGGACGUUGAGCUCAGUCCCGGCAUGUCGGACGACAGUCGCUCCCUGUCGCCGGGCCAUUCCUGCGGCGCCGCCGGCGGGGGGGACUCGCCUCUGAGCGCGCGGCAGCAGCCGCAGCCGGCGGGUCUGGACGACUCGGUGGCGGGCUGCUCGUCCAUCAAAUCCGAGGACGAGGACGAGCGCUUCCCCGCGGGGAUCCGCGACGCGGUGAGCCAGGUUCUCAACUGCUACGACUGGACCCUGGUGCCCAUGCCCGUGCGCGUCAACAACGGAAGCAAGAACAAGCCGCACGUGAAGAGGCCGAUGAACGCCUUCAUGGUGUGGGCGCAGGCGGCGCGGAGGAAACUGGCCGACCAGCAUCCGCACCUGCACAACGCGGAGCUCAGCAAGACCCUGGGGAAGCUGUGGAGGCUUCUUAACGAGAGCGACAAGCGACCCUUCAUUGAGGAGGCAGAGCGGCUGCGGAAGCAGCACAAGAAGGACUACCCUGACUACAAAUACCAGCCACGACGCCGCAAAAGCGGAAAGCCCGGUUCUGGGUCAGGAAGUGAGGCCGAUGGCCAUUCAGAGGGUGAGGUCAGCCACAACCAGCCCCACUACAAGGGCCUCCAACUGGACGUGGCCCUCAUCAGAGGAGCCGGGUCCCCUCUGGCAGAUGGGCACCACCCUGCAGGUCACAGUCCUCCCACCCCUCCCACCACUCCCAAGACCGAGCCCCAGCCUGGGAAGUUGGGGGAUGGAAAGCGGGAGGGGUCUGGGAAGGGGGGCUCGCGUGGCGCGAUGGGACCAGAGGGAAGCUCGGGCGCUGCGGGAUCUGGCAAACCUCACAUCGACUUUGGUAACGUGGACAUUGGGGAGAUGAGCCACGAGGUGAUGGCCAACAUGGAGCCUUUCGACGUCAACGAGUUUGACCAGUACCUUCCCCCAAAUGGACACCCGGGGGUCGGGCAGAGUGCUGGGGCGGGAGCGGCCGCUACACCCUCCCCAGCCUCUCCGUACACCUACGGCAUCUCCUCGGCUCUGGCGGCGGCCAGCGGACACUCGGCAGCCUGGCUCUCCAAGCAGCAGCAGCAGCAGCAGCCGCCGCUGCAACACCACGGCCCGUCUCUGGGCGCGGAUCCCUCCAAAGGCCAGAUCAAGAGUGAGGCCGGCGGUACCGGGGGUCACUUUGCAGAGGCGGCCUCUGUAGGUACCCAUGUCACCUAUACCCCCCUCAGCCUUCCUCACUACGGCUCUGCCUUCCCCUCACUGGCCUCCAGGGCCCAGUUCGCAGAGUAUUCCGACCACCAGGCCUCGGGGUCUUAUUACGCUCACUCCGGCCAGGCCUCGGGGUUGUACUCUGCCUUCUCUUACAUGGGGCCCUCCCAGAGGCCCCUGUACACCGCCAUCACCGACCCGGCCAGCGUGCCGCAGUCACAUAGCCCCACGCACUGGGAACAGCCCAUCUACACGACUCUGUCGCGGCCAUGACAGACAACGAGACCAGAGGGCACUGGCGCAGGUUCCGCCCCCAUGUCAGACCCGCGGAGCAGCGGCUCCAGCAGACGUGUUGGUGGCGGCAGGGGUGGAAGUGGGCUGGUCAGGGGGGUCUGGGCGGGCCCCGGGGGAGUCGGCAGUGGAGACAGGAGGGGAGAGACCCCGUUCUGCCCCUGCCCAGAUACAGAAAUGCCAUCGCAGGCCAAGGUUGAGCAUGCAGCGUGGUGCUUUCCAAGCGUGGUCGAUCAUUUGGGGAAAUCGGUGUAAACGUGUCAGAGUGAAUCACUUUACACCAUUGCAGAGUUUCGAGCUAGAUCGACUGCAGCCAAGACUCAGCCCCCCCAAACAAGACGAUUGACAGUGUUCACAAGUGGUUUAGGAUCAUGUCCCUGUCAGUUUUGUGUAUCAGAGGAGGCACUUUGUCGUCUACGCCAUUCUCCCACAGGCCACCAGGGGUCAGCAGCAGCAGCAGAGGGCGGAACACAUUGAGAAUUAGCGAGACUUCGAUCUCUACUGUGAAGGGUUUGACUGAGAUGGAGCCAAAUUCAUUCUAUUUCAUGUGAAAUAGUUAUUUUUUGUUACGGAAGAAUGCAGUGCCAAACUAUUUGGCUGUGGCCCAUUCACUUCUCAGGCGAGAUUGAUCUUAUUACAGAUGUUAAAUUGUAUUACUUUUAGGAAAAUAAUACAACAAAUACUGAUAUGAAUGUGUUGGUUUCCGAGGCACAUUUGUUAUCAAUUCAUUGCUUCAAAUGAUUACGCUUUGUUCACCUUUUGUACAUGUGCAUGGAAGCAAAAUGCCAUAAAACUAUGUUGAGGUUUCGUGAAGUGAAAUCUAUAUUCAGUCAAAAGAACGUUUUGAUUAUUAUCAGGAUAGUUUAUAUGAUGUACUUGAAAUUACAAAUAUACCUUUACUGAUACAUGCAGAUUCCUGGUAUUUGUAAAAAGACCAAAGUUGAGAGACCAAAACUUAAAGAGAAGAAGCUGAUUAUACAGACAUUUCUCCCAACGUGACAUUCAAAACUACCUUGCAUUAUAUAGGAGACUAGUUUUCAAUUAACUUUCAACAUUUUUUCCAAUGUGACUUAUUAUAAAUGCCUUAAAAACAUAUUGGUAUCAAAAGCUAUUUUUGCCACAAUGGCCCUGAUGAGUGUGAUGAUUUUUAUUAAUGGACGCAUUCAUAAAGGGAAGAACCAUUCUAUUUGCAUUUGCUAUAUCCAUUUUCAUUGACCAUGGGAUCAGGGAUGAACAUCAACCAAUAAUGGUAAAUAUACAUAUCCAUGUAUUAUUUGGAUAAUUAAAUCUCUCUCUAUAUAUAUAGCGAGAGCUGAUAUUAAGUAGCCAAAUUGCUCUGUGCCAACAAACACAAAGAAGAACCAGCGUGACGCGCCGACUUGAGACACACGUGGUCGCCGGUGACGACGUUCUACGCGGCUUCAGAGGAACAAUUGCAGAUUAAAAGACAAUGGGGUUUUUUUAAAGGGAAAGAACAUUUGAAGCGUCAGAAGUGUUCUUUGUUGUGUGUUAACUUCCUAGUGCUGACGAAUUUGGUUAAAUCAGAGCUUAAUAAGAUAUUAAAUCCAUCUUAGUACAUCUCAGUCUUUCUGUCACUCAGGUGUGCAAAAUAAAACACAGCUAAUUAACUUUAGCUAAAAUUAACCUUGACAGCAGAGAAUGAUCAGUUAUCCUACUGGCUGUAAAAAAAUCAUUCAUUCAUCCCUCGUCGCAAUGUGUCAUAACAUGCGUAGUAGAAGCAUUUUCAUUGUUCUAACUUCUCUGUAUUAAUAUUGUUGAACUAUUUUUGCACCCUGCCGUUUCUUUAUAUUUGUGUGUUAUUUAACAUGUGUAUCAAUAUUAGAUCUUUUGAUUGUAGUUGUGUUACUUUGACCUAUUUUUUUCUUGCAUUUUAAGUACAGUUUCAAUGUGAGAGACGCCAAUACUGAGAAUCAGUUGCAAGAAAUUAAGCGAAUAAAGCUUCCCACAGCAAAAAACAUUUAAACCCAGCCUAUUAAAUACAAAAUGUGCCUACUCCUUAAAAAUACUUGCUGCAUCGCACGUGGAACAGAGAGGUAUAUUUGAUCUUAAAUCAAAUUUGUAUCCUCUCAUAAUAAUUAGUUCGUCUAGUUUUCCAAAGUGUUUUCUAUCUUUGGUCUUUAUAGUGUACCUUGUUUCCACAUGUCAUUUAUUUCCAUCAUUUCCUAAACGGAACUCUAUCUUAAGAAGAAAAAAAAAGUUCAUUUAUCUUUGCUUUAUUUUUUGUGUAUAAUAAUUAAAUACAUUUUAUCACUACUGGACGCCGAUCCAAACCAUAUGCAUGCAGCACUGCUCGUUUUAAUUCAUAGUCCAUCAACGCUUAAAGCCCAUUCCUAUAUAACCAUUUACUUUCAGCAGAAGAAGCUGUUUAUUUUACGUCCUUGUUGCUAUGUGUGAAAUAUGUGUUGUAUUGCUACAAAUUUCUUAUUUAUAAUUGUCUUAUUAUUGUGUUUGCGCUGUUAGUUGUUUCUCUCCAAAAUGAGGACAACAUGUGAUCGGUGCUGCCAUUUUAGUAUUCCACAGUUCCCAUCCUUGUAUAACUGUUGCCAGCACAACAAAACAACUUAUCAAAGUAACACCAGGAGCGAAAGCCUAAACAUGUGAUGAUGACUAAUGACCUUUCACGCUCAUUUGAAAUAAAGCUCUAUUAUUCCUGCUUUGA
Gasterosteus aculeatus aculeatus (three-spined stickleback) is the source of this 6004-nucleotide messenger RNA. It is a transcript of the gene sox10, whose product is annotated as SRY-box transcription factor 10. Gene Ontology annotation, molecular function: DNA-binding transcription factor activity, RNA polymerase II-specific; RNA polymerase II cis-regulatory region sequence-specific DNA binding. Lineage: Eukaryota; Metazoa; Chordata; Actinopteri; Perciformes; Gasterosteidae. Gene Ontology annotation, cellular component: nucleus. Gene Ontology annotation, biological process: morphogenesis of an epithelium; enteric nervous system development; peripheral nervous system development. The record is from RefSeq and is a predicted model, not a curated record.